Messenger RNA from Punctularia strigosozonata HHB-11173 SS5, 1059 nucleotides. RefSeq lists its product as uncharacterized. The transcript has a single exon. Lineage: Eukaryota; Fungi; Basidiomycota; Agaricomycetes; Corticiales; Punctulariaceae. Bases 1 to 1059 code for a protein of 352 amino acids. The record is from RefSeq and is a predicted model, not a curated record.
AUGGACGAUCAUUAUCCUUCCCUGGAGGUUAUUUCCCUCCUCAACUUCCACGCAAGUUGGGAUACAAGGCUACUGACAACACCCGUUUCCUUGCGAUCCAUCGAUAUAGAUUGGACCGAGGGGUGGCGCCCGAAUCGGCCUCCCCUGCGCCCCCCUCUUCGCGAGGUGCUGGCCAUUUUGCAACGGCAUUCGCGCUUGGAACGGCUGGUUUUGGACCAGAAUCUGCCCAUGGUGGACGACGCGCUCGGCGACCUACCGCAAGUCUCCCUUCCGAACCUGAGGUUUCUUCGCAUCCACGACCACCUGCCGGUAACGCAUGCCUUCUUCACGCAUCUUCAGCUACCAGAAUCUUGUCGAGUCGAGAUAAAAGUCCUGGAGACGGCACAUUUCCGAUUGGAUGCGAUAACCCUCGCGUCGUUGACUCAGGCGGUUCUGUCUCGUGCACGAGGCGUUCAGCAGCCGCGUAUCGCCAUGGACCUCGACGAAGCCACGAAGAUUGUGUGCUGCUCCGAAUCUUGCACAGAUGAGCCGGAGGUCAGCCUUACUUGGCCACGCGCGAGGGACGCACAGGACCAGCGCAUCCUGCACGAUUUCUCGCCGCUCGGGUCCGCAUUUGGCAAGAUCCCCGCCACAAAACUCGUGGUGUCCAUAGGUGCGAAGGCGCCGAGGAUCGGGCCAGAUUUUUGGCGAAGGAUAGCUGGAGAGCUGUCGUCCGUGGCCACAGUACACCUCAACAUGCGCGGUCGUCUCCCAUCAUCUUUCGUACAGGUUCUCGCUCCCUCAGAAAAAGGCACGAAACGAUUGUUACCGAACAUGCGUACCCUCAUCGUCGGCGGUGUGAGCAUCGGGAAGUUCAAGGCGGAGAGUGAUACUCGUACAGUCGAUUUGUUGCUCUCGGGUUUGAAGCUUCGGACCAGCGAUGGUAUAUUCAAGACUCUAUGCAUGGCCGACGGUCUACAGAAGACCGACGAAUGGAUCCGAGCUGGUGUGGAAAAAGCGAUGCCGAUCACCGUAUGGGGACUUCGCAACUUGGAGGAGGAACCAGGUUCGACGAGGUAG